GGCGCUGUGCGCCACCAUGCGAGGGCGGAGCUGCCUUCCCCUCAGCACAGACCCGGAGAGCAUCGCGAGGGCGGAGCUGAGUUCUUCUCUGAACAGACUUCGGAGAUACAGCGAAGGCGGAGCAGUGUUCUCCUCAGCACAGACCAGGGCGGGCCGGGGACACCGCGAGGGCAGAGCUGCGUUCUGCUCAGCACAGACCCGGGGGACAUCGCGAAGGCAGAGCAGCGUUCUCCUCAGCACAGACAUUGGGGGCACUGACUCUCUUUGGGACAACUCGGGGCCUCAUCGAUGACUCAGCUUUGCACUCCAGGGCUGCGUAGCACCAGCCACUGUCAUGUUAACCCCUUCCCAGACCAGUGUGUCCUUGGCCUGGAGCCCAAUCUGCUGGACAGCCUGGGACCAUCCAUUUUCUGGGUGGUGGGCAACCUGGUGGCCAUCGUAGUGCUGUGCAAGUCGCGCAAGGAGCAGAAGGAGACCACCUUAUAAACACUUAUGCAGCUGGCUGCCGCUGACCUGUUGUUCACUUUGCUGGACGUCUCAACUCAAAUGUGAAAUUUUCAUGGAGAAUAUUUGAACUGUAUUUAGUUUAAUACAAAUUGCAGUUAAAAAGUUUAAUAUAGAUUUACCAGGGGGCAUGCAGCCCGCUUGCCAACCAGAUCGCUGCUGAGUGCUCCCGCAGCCAACCCCCAAAGAGCGGCCUGUUGGCUUCCCCAGAGCCCAGGAAUUGGGGAUGUCCUACAAACCUACCACCCCUGCCCCCAGCAGCACCCCCGGCUCCAGCACGCCUGGGCCGGGCACUCUGGUCCCUACAGGAAGUGUCCCAUCGCCAUCGGGCUGAGGACCAGGAGCCACUGCCCCUUUCAGACCGCUGUUUAACGACUUUGGACCCCCUACCAUCGUCUGUGUGCAGGCCAUAAAACCACCUGGCACCCAGGGCUCCCAGAGCACCUACACGGAACUGCUGUUGGUCACAGGAGAGAUGGGCAAAGGGAUCCAGCCCACCUAUGCUGGCAGCAAGAGCGCCACGGAGCGCCUGAAGAGAGGUAUCAUCCAUCCCUAGUCAGAGUGCCUGGCAGAGACAGAGCGGAACGCCUGCACUUAACAGGAAGCUCCUAGGACUCUGUGUCUGGACUCCAGAGCACCUGCUUCUCCCUGGCCUGCAUGCCUAGUUGCAUUAACCAUCCUGGGCCUCCUGUCCUGUGUCCCUUGAUGGGUGCCCUCCAGGAACCAAGGGGCGGUUCUCACUCCAGGUGGCAGCACUAAAGACUGCCCCCUCCCGACCCCACACCGCCAACACAACAAGAGUUAGCGAGGUCCCCGUGAGUCCCACCCAUGACCUGCCGACAGUGUUGCCCACUGGAACUUUCUGCGGCCCCCACCACUCAGCCCUUCCCAGCACUUCUCCCACUUGUCCAGAGCCACCUUCUCCCUCAGCACGGCUCAGGCCUCAGGCCUGACACUUCCCUGCCUUGUGUCUUUUGCUAAAUAUGACCUUUCUAUAUUAAUAAAAGAUGCUUUGGAGUUGUGCUAUCUCUAAAAAAGUUUAAUAUAAAAGAGAAAUAAAAGGAAAUUUAGCAAAGGAAUAUAUAGAUGAAUAUUUAAAUACUCAGAGGUGACAUUA
Molecule: messenger RNA, 1621 nt
Organism: Pongo pygmaeus (Bornean orangutan)
Lineage: Eukaryota; Metazoa; Chordata; Mammalia; Primates; Hominidae
Product: cyclin-dependent kinase 2-associated protein 2
Exons: 3
Biological process (GO): regulation of microtubule cytoskeleton organization; negative regulation of G1/S transition of mitotic cell cycle
Cellular component (GO): nucleus; cytoplasm; microtubule
Source: RefSeq, a predicted model, not a curated record